Messenger RNA from Eriocheir sinensis (Chinese mitten crab), 3141 nucleotides. RefSeq names its product gastrula zinc finger protein XlCGF57.1-like. Gene Ontology annotation, biological process: regulation of transcription by RNA polymerase II. The record is from RefSeq and is a predicted model, not a curated record. Bases 164 to 2320 code for a protein of 718 amino acids. Gene Ontology annotation, cellular component: nucleus. NCBI's taxonomy places the organism in Eukaryota, Metazoa, Arthropoda, Malacostraca, Decapoda, Varunidae. Gene Ontology annotation, molecular function: RNA polymerase II cis-regulatory region sequence-specific DNA binding; DNA-binding transcription activator activity, RNA polymerase II-specific. The transcript has a single exon.
UGAUGACCACCACUGUUGCAGGUGCUGAGGUGUGGAGGCCAAGUCAGAACUCGUCACCCAGGCCAGGACUCCACCCUACCAGCUUGCUCGUCCUUCGUUGACCCCAGCCACACGGCACUGUCAGGUGACCCCACAACAGGUGUGCUGCCAUCAGAAGUGUACAAUGGGGGGCGUGAGGCCGCGCAGGAACACAAGGAGCCUCAGUUCACAGGAGCAGUCAGCUUCAGGCGAGAGGCGGCACAGAUGCGACCACUGCGGGAAAGCGUUUGCCCGGAAGUUUUCCCUUGCCAGGCACAGCACCACCCACACCAGCGGGAAGAGGGAAGAGGAACCCUGCAUGCCGGGAAGCCCUGUCAACACAAACACCAACACAGGCAGUGGUGGUGAGGCUGCAGGCAGUGGUGGUGAGGCUGCAGGCAGUGGUGGUGAGGCUGCAGGCAGUGGUGGUGAGGCUGCAGGCAGUGGUGGUGAGGCUGCAGGCAGUGGUGGUGAGGCUGCAGGCAGUGGUGGUGAGGCUGCAGGCAGUGGUCAGCACCCUGCCAUGCAAAGAGGCAGGAAGAGGAGAAAGAAGAAACCUGCCAUUCGGAGAAGACCUGCCAACACACACAUUGGUCUAGGCAGUGGUGAUGAGGCUGCAGGCAUUGGUGAUGAGGCUGCAGGCAGUGGUGGUGAGGCUGCAGGGAGUGGUGGUGAGGCUGCAGGCAUUAAGGAGGAGGACUUCAAGUGUGAGGAGUGUGGGAAGAGCUUUGGGUUCAAAAGCCUCCUCAACAGACACAUGCUCAGCCACACUGGUGAGAAGAAUUUCCAGUGCAAAGAGUGUGAGAAAAGCUUUGUACAGAAAGGUGAUCUCAAGAGGCACAUCCUCACCCACAUCAACGUGCGGAACUAUCCGUGCUCCGAGUGUGAGAAGAGCUUCGUGCAGAAGGGUGACUUCAAGAGGCACAUGCUGACCCACACGGGCGAGAAGAACUUCCUGUGCCCCGAGUGUGGCAAGAGCUUCGUGCGGAGGGACAACCUCAACACCCACAUCCUCAGCCACACGGGCGAGAGGAACUUUGAGUGCCAGGAGUGCGGGAAGAAGUUUGCGCGGAAAAACAACCUCAACACGCACAUGCUCACCCACACUGGGGAGAAGAAUUUUGAGUGCCAGGAGUGUGGGAAAAAGUUCAUACAAAAAGGCAAUCUGGACAAACACACCUUCAGCCACACUGGCCAGGGAAACUUUGAGUGCCAGGUAUGCGGGAAAAUGUUUCUGUUAAGAUCCUAUCUGAAGACUCACAUGCUGGGCCACACUAACGAGAGAAACUUCCCGUGCCUGGAGUGUGGAAAAUUGUUCUUGCAGAGAGGCGACCUCAACAGGCACAUCCGCAUCCACACAGGGGAGAAGAACUUCCACUGCCCGGAGUGUGGCAAAAGCUUCGUACAGAAAGGCAACCUGGAGAAGCACGUCCGCAGCCACUCGGGGGAGAGGAACUUCCACUGCCAAGAGUGUGGGAAAAGGUUUAUGUUAGAAGCCCAUUUGAAAAGUCAUAUGCUGGGUCACAAUAAUGAGAGAAAUUUCCCAUGCCUUGAGUGUGGUAAAAUGUUCUUGCAGAGAGGCGACCUCAACAGGCACAUCCGCAUCCACACGGGAGAAAAGAACUUCCACUGCCCGGAGUGUGGCAAAAGCUUCGUACAGAAAGGCAACCUGGAUAAGCACGUCCGCAGCCACUCGGGGGAGAGGAACUUCCACUGCCAAGAGUGUGGGAAAAGGUUUCUACUGGAAGACCAUUUGAAAAGUCAUAUGCUAAGCCACACAAAUGAGAGAAAUUUUCAGUGCCAAGAGUGUGGGAAGAAGUUCCUACAGAGGGGUGACCUCAACAGGCACAUCCUCACUCACACUGGCCAGAGAAAUUUCCACUGCCAAGAGUGCGGGAAAAGCUUUGCACAGAAAGGAAACCUUGACAGACAUGUCCUCACACACACCACUGAUGAAAAGUUUCAGUGCCAGGAUUGUGGAGAAAACUUUGUGCAGAAAGGAAAUCUAGACAGACACGUCCUCACCCACGCCGCUGAUCAAAAACUUCAGUGCCAGGAUUGUGGGGAAAGUUUUGUGCAGCAGAGUGAUCUUGACAGACACAUCGUCUCCCACAGGGUACAACAUCACCCUCAACCUCAGCCUCAGCCUCAGCCUCAGCCUCAACCUCAGCCUCAGCCUCAACCUCAGCCUCAACCCCAACCUCAACCUCAACCUAUGCACCAUCUGCCCUGGGGAUAUAUGCAUCAGGAAGGCAUCAUGUCAGGGGCCCUUCACUGUUGUAUGCAUCAGCAAGGCCCUUGAUAAGCAUGGGGCAGAAGGCAUCAUGUUUGGACCCAUACAAUUGAUAACACUGCAGUACACUAGAGCCAGACCAGUGCCACAUACUCCAGUUGAGGUCUAAUGCUGCUUCCAAGUAUUAGAAACACUCACAGGGAAAGUUUAUCACUAACCCGUCUGCUGCAGCUGACUUGAAACUAUGAGUGGAAUGUUUGGACACUGGUGGCUGUACUGAACCAGACAGAUCAACACACCUUAUUCUGCUGCUGGCCUGUCUGUAGCUUCAUUAAUUUGGUAAGAGAAUUUGAGUCCAAAAUAUAUAUAAUGCCAGGUCAGCAGGGCUGAUUCUGGCCAUUUCGGUGCCCCCUCCCAACUUACACCAUCCCAACAGUGGUGGACUCUAGACUGAUUUUGCAUCAUUGCAGAAAAUGUGGAAGGUGCCCACUAGCAAAUUUUACUUAUUACUAAUUUUUUUCCUUUCCCUAAGUGACCACCUAUAUUGCCGGUGCCAUCAGAUAUAUUCAGGAAGUGAAAACUGAAAAGAAAAGAAUGAGAUCAGAACAGUGGGGCAAGGGUAAAACAAUCCUAAAGGUUUCUUCUGCCUUUACAAAACAAAAACCAGAGAUAGUAUUGGAUCAUUUAGAUCAGGGAAUAGUAGUCCACUUGACAACAGACACUAGCAUAGCACUGAAUGAGCACUCCUUGUCAGUAUUUACUCAUGAAGAUGUGUUGUAAUUACCUGAAGCUGAUCAGAUGGUCAUGGGAAGGAAAAAAGAAUUGUUAUAUGAUGUUUCAAUAACCAGAGAAGCAGACAUUAAAGAGAUAAAUAAACUUAAGAAAAUCAA